This is a messenger RNA of Aspergillus pseudoviridinutans, 2982 nucleotides long. RefSeq lists its product as uncharacterized. The coding region runs from base 1 to 2982 and encodes 993 amino acids. Lineage: Eukaryota; Fungi; Ascomycota; Eurotiomycetes; Eurotiales; Aspergillaceae. The transcript has 2 exons. The record is from RefSeq and is a predicted model, not a curated record.
AUGAGUCCUCCUGUGCGUGUGGCGGUACAAGGAGCAUAUCUCGUGGCAAUUUUCUUCACAGGAGUGACAUUUGGAGCGCUUUCCAUUGUGUUCAAAGAAUUGGCCGAAGGGCUUGGAUGCCUUCUGGGAGGGUUCUGCGUCAGCAUGUGGCUUCUUUGCCUGAGGCCGGGAGGACUUCUCACGGACACAAACGCCAAAGCUGGGUUUAUCGGUGCGAUCUCUGUCGCAUUCUACGCCUUAUCUUUUAGUCAUCACACGCGCCCUUAUGGGUUGAUAGUGUCAGCUGGCGUCUCGGGAGGUACAGCUGUUGCCCUGGGGAUCGACUGCUACAGCAGGGCUGGACUGAAAGAGUUCUGGCUCUAUAUAUGGGGACUCAACGAAGAUGUAUUCCCGUUGGGCACCGGAACCUACCCAAUCACUCGCAAUAUCCGGGUAGAGCUUGCGGUCACAGUGAUUGUUGCUAUCUUAGGUGUUGUGUCGCAGCUCAGACUGUGGAAGGUGAUCAGAGAGAAGCGAAGUAAGGAGGAAGCAGCCAAGGAAGAGGAAGAGAAGAGGAAAGAAGAGGCCGAAGCUGAAGUUGCCCGCAGACUCGAGGAGAAUAACAUGCGGGAAAGACAAGCAUGGGAAACUCAAUACGCGGAUGUGGAAGCAAAGCUCAUGCCGGAGCUUGGAGACGGCACUCAAUGUGCUGCUGAUAAGGAGGAUCUUGAGAAAGGUGACGUGGCCGACGUCAACAGCAUUUCCGGUUCAUCCCAGGUCUCCUAUCGCUGCUCUGACUGUAGAAAACAGGAUGGUAGUGAGGAUUCAUUCUCAGAUGUGACUCAGGCUACGGGAAAUACUGAAGUCGAAAGACAUGGAGACACAACUGAGAAGACAACUGAUGGCGCAUAUCCAAUGCCAUUCAAGGUCUUUGACGGGGCGGCCGCGGCGAGACUUAUAGAUGAUAAGGAAUCUGAUGUGACUGCCAUGGCUGGCUCAGACACCGCGACGGUACGCUCGAAGCGCUUCUCCGGAAUGACACUCUGGAAGAGGACGUCUGUACAGAGCAGCCUGAGACCUGCACCAUCACAAGAAGCCCUAGCGCAUAUUGAUGACGAGUCGUCGGUAUCUGCACAAAGCGCUGUGGAUGACAGCACUGAUAGAAGCUCGGAUUGUCAUGGCGUUGAAAUUGAAUCGCACGAGGAUGCGGUCAAGGCUCGCUUGGAGCCUAAAAUAGCAGUGCAAGGAACUGUCAUUCCGUCUGACAAACGUAACAGCAACGUGGAAGUUGAAAAAGGUGAAGGAAUCGACGGUGAAGAGGAAUGCCUCGCCAACCAGGAAUCAGUCCUUGCGCAAGAAGCAGAUGCUCACGGAGAGGAGGAAGGCUUGCGCAAUGUGGAAGGAAGAGACACUUCUGCAGACGGCAAGAUAGAGAAGCAAUUGAAAACAGAGGCUCAGGACGUUGGCCAGAACGAAAGUCAUCCAUCUGAUAACGGGGGAAGUUUGCAAGGACUUGAGUCUCGGCCGGAUAGCAAGAAGACAGAGGACGAGCAGUCGACGACGCAAGCGGAUGGAGUAUGUCCACCAUUGCCUUCUCGAGCCGAUGCAGAGGCCGAGGAGGUCUCUGAGAGAAGACAACGACAGUCUUUGGAGACAUCUAAAUAUUCACAGGCAAACGGCACAGUCGAGACUGCAGACUGCAAUAACACAAAUUCGACCGAAGAAAAUACGAAAACUAGCCGCCCGGAGGAUCAGAAUCUUCAAGUUUCAGGAGAACAUACUUCAUUGAAGACUGUACAAGGCACAGAGAAUCGUCAAAGCCAAGUUAGUGCUGAAUCUGAGUGCCAGCGACACUCGCCGUCGCAUUCAAAACGAAAGAGUAAACGCAAAACGGAAAAGCCCAAACUGGACGCCAAAACAGUGAGACAUCUUCCGGAGCGGACAUCGAGGGUCGUCCAGACCUAUCGCACGAAUGAAUGGGCCAAGCAUCUAUGUGAUGCAGAAAUUCCCGAGCCAGAACCUAUCGAGCCUAUGCCAAAGGACGCAGCAGAAAGCCCUAUAGAGGCUGAAGAAGCUCCUGCUCCUGUCAAUGUCGAGGAGCUGUUGCAAACACCUCUCACUGCGCAACCACCAAUUGCUGCCAAUUUGCGUGCCAGCACCGGAAAAGAACUGCAGAGCGCAAAUGACAGUCAACAAAUUUGUAACGACUACAGGCUGCGCACAACAUCGGCUAUCAGUCCACAGAGAGUUGGAGAAGCUCAACCAGUGGACAGGUCUUCAGGAGUACCUUCCACAAUCGUCUUAUCGUCCACCACCCCUCUCCCAAGCCCGGUGUCCUACGGCACCGGCCGUCAUGCUUUCCCAGGCGCAUCCAGCCCACCUACCCCGACUGAACAACCUCAAGGGGACCCUGAGCUCCCCAAACCGAGGUGGAAAGGGCCGCCACCCCUGCUUGCAGUACGAGAGGAUAUGAUGCGGAGUCGGGUUUCGUCUACUUGUCUCAGCCUUGAUCCGUGGGCGUCGCGGAACAGCCCUAGGCAGUCUGUUUCAAUGGAUAGUUCGGCCCAGAGUUCCCCGACGACUUCAUUUCCGGAAUCAGGGGAUGACGUCCCCCUCUCUCGUCGCCGUGCAAUGCUACAUCAACAGAAAGUCCAGAGCCCGCAUAUAAGCAGGCCAGCCUCUGCCCCGAAAUGGAGUCAAUCGUGCGUAUCUCGGCCUGGAAAUGCUCAAGCGGUCAUGGCCGCGUGGAGAGAAUCUAUUCGGGAAAACUUGAAGGACAAACGCAAUCCCUUGGCGAAACAGAAUCUACCAAUCGGUGGGGCAGGCUUUGGCCCUCACACUUUGUUUCCUUUUGGAGCACCGGGGCGGAAUGCCUCCUCCCUGCAAGUCAAUCUCGACAGGGCAAUAGCCGACGGGAUGCAGCGUGGGGAUAUGAGUGGCUUGCAUCGGGAAGCCAUGCGACGCAUGCAAGCCAGAGCGAACCAAAGCAUGAAUGGGCGGUAA